Molecule: messenger RNA, 4010 nt
Organism: Chrysochloris asiatica (Cape golden mole)
Lineage: Eukaryota; Metazoa; Chordata; Mammalia; Afrosoricida; Chrysochloridae
Gene: OSBPL1A
Product: oxysterol binding protein-like 1A
Exons: 27
Coding region: 6-2855 (949 amino acids)
Cellular component (GO): intracellular membrane-bounded organelle; cytosol; membrane
Molecular function (GO): cholesterol binding; protein binding
Source: RefSeq, a predicted model, not a curated record
UAGAAAUGAGCACAGAAACAGAACAACAACUUCUCCAUCAUGCCAGAAAUGGCAACACUGAAGAAGUAAGACAGGUGCUAGAAGCCAUGCAGAAGAGUGAUGUAAUGGCUGACAUUAAUUGCAAGGGAAGAAGUAAAUCGAAUUUGGGCUGGACACCUCUUCAUCUGGCAUGCUAUUUUGGACAUAGACAAGUGGUCCAGGAUCUGCUGAAGGCUGGUGCAGAAGUAAAUGUGUUAAAUGACAUGGGAGACACGCCACUUCACCGUGCUGCAUUUACAGGACGAAAGGAGUUGGUAAUGAUACUCUUGGAAUAUAAUGCUGAUACCACUGUUGUUAAUGGGAGUGGACAGACAGCAAAAGAAGUCACUCAUGACAAAGAAAUCAGAAAUAUGCUUGAAGCUGUAGAAAGAACUCAACAAAGAAAGCUUGAAGAAUUACUUUUAGCAGCAGCUCGAGAAGGCAAAGCAGCAGAACUCACUGCACUGCUCAACAGGCCCAAUCCUCCUGAUGUUAACUGUUCGGAUCAAUUAGGAAAUACACCGUUGCAUUGUGCAGCUUACCGAGCUCAUAAGCAGUGUGCCUUAAAGCUUCUAAAAAGUGGAGCAGAUCCUAGUCAGAAAAACAAAAAUGAUCAGAAACCUGUUGACCUUGCCCAAGGUGCUGAAAUGAAACAUGUACUUGUUGGCAAUAAGGUCAUCUACAAAUCAUUGAAACAAUAUGAAGGCCCUCUCUGGAAGAGCUCAAGAUUCUUUGGCUGGAGAUUAUUCUGGGUAGUAUUAGAACAUGGAGUCCUUUCAUGGUAUAGGAAACAGCCUGAUGCAGUGCAGCGUAUUUAUCGCCAGGGAUGCAAACACCUGACCCAAGCAGUAUGCACGGUAAAAUCCACUGACAGCUGCCUCUUCUUUGUUAAAUGCUUUGAUGACACUAUUCAUGGCUUCAGAGUUCCUAAGAACAGCCUUCAACAGUCAAGAGAGGAUUGGCUAGAAGCAAUAGAAGAACACUCUGCAUAUAGCACUCACUACUGUUCCCAGGACCAGUUAACUGAUGAUGAAGAGGAAGAUACAGUUUCUGUUGUAGACUUGAAAGAAUCUUUAGAAAAAGUACAAGCAUGUCAGCAGAGACUAGAUAGGGAAAUUUCCAACUUUCUCAAAAUGAUAAAGGAGUGUGACACGGCGAAAGAAGUGCUUCCAUCAUUUCUUCAGAAAGUUGAAGUGGUCUCUGAAGCAUCCAGAGAAACUUGUGUAGCUUUGAGUGAUUGCCUUAAUCUCUUCACUAAACAAGAAGGGGUGAGGAAUUUUAAAUUGGAACAAGAACAAGAAAAAAAUAAGAUUUUGUCGGAAGCACUGGAGGCCCUGGCCACUGAGCACCAUGAACUAGAGCGGUCUUUGGUGGAAGGAUCGCCGCCUCUCAGUGUUCUUAGUGCGGAUGAGUUCUAUGACGCGCUCUCAGAUUCCGAGUGCGAACAGUCCCUGAGCCGAUUGGAAGUAGUGACGGCACACUCUUUUGAAGUGGAAGAUCAUCCCAGCAGUAGAAAAGCCAGGAUGUCUGAAGGCAAAGACUGUGGUGGAGGAGAUUCUCUCUCCAAUGGUAUCAAAAAGCACAGAACAAGCUUGCCCUCCCCUAUGUUUUCCAGAAAUGACUUCAGUAUCUGGAGUAUCCUCAGGAAAUGUAUUGGAAUGGAAUUAUCCAAGAUCACGAUGCCAGUUAUAUUUAAUGAGCCUUUGAGCUUCCUCCAGCGACUAACUGAAUAUAUGGAACACACAUACCUCAUCCAAAAGGCCAGUUCUUUCUCUGAUCCUGUGGAAAGGAUGCAGUGUGUUGCAGCGUUUGCUGUGUCAGCUGUGGCUUCUCAGUGGGAACGGACUGGCAAGCCUUUCAAUCCACUUCUGGGAGAGACUUACGAAUUAAUUCGAGAUGACCUUGGAUUCAGACUCAUCUCUGAACAAGUCAGCCAUCACCCACCAAUUAGUGCAUUUCAUGCUGAAGGAUUAAACAGUGAUUUCAUCUUUCAUGGCUCAAUCUAUCCCAAACUCAAGUUUUGGGGGAAGAGUGUAGAAGCAGAACCUAAAGGCACCAUCACCUUAGAGCUCCUUGAACAUGGUGAAGCAUACACGUGGACAAACCCCACCUGCUGUGUACAUAAUAUCAUCGUGGGCAAGCUGUGGAUCGAGCAGUACGGCAAUGUGGAGAUCACCAACCACAAGACUGGGGACAAAUGUGUAUUGAAUUUUAAGCCAUGUGGCCUUUUUGGUAAGGAGUUACACAAAGUCGAAGGCUACAUUCAAGAUAAGAGCAAAAAGAAGCUCUGUGCCGUCUACGGGAAGUGGACUGAGUGUUUAUACAGUGUGGACUUGGCCACUUUUGACGCGUACAAAAAAAAUGAUAAGAAAAAUACUGAGGAGAAGAAGAACAGUAAGCAGAUGAGCACUUCUGAGGAGUCAGAUGAAAUGCCUGUGCCCGAUUCUGAAAGUGUAUUUGUUAUCCCUGGAAGUGUUCUCCUGUGGAGAAUAGCCCCCAGGCCUCCAAACUCUGCCCAGAUGUAUAAUUUCACUAAUUUUGCAAUGGUUUUAAAUGAAGUAGACAAGGAAAUGGAGAGUGUGAUUCCUAAAACGGACUGCCGGUUACGACCUGACAUAAGAGCUAUGGAAAACGGGGAAAUAGAUCAAGCUAGUGAAGAAAAAAAGCGACUGGAGGAAAAACAGAGAGCAGCCCGCAAAAGCAGGUCCAAGUCAGAAGAGGACUGGAAGACCAGGUGGUUCCAUCAAGGCCCUAACCCCUACAAUGGCGCACAGGACUGGCUCUACUCGGGAAGCUACUGGGACAGAAACUACUUCAAUUUGCCUGACAUUUAUUAAAAUGCAACCAGUCAGGGCAGUCGGCUCAUUUACAAAUAAGUCUUAAACCUAUGUUUUAAUACUUUUUUUUCCUCAUUUCUACUCAAUCUUUAAAAAAAAAAAAAAGAAGUGAAGAAAAGCCCACCAUAACUUGCAUUUCACCCAGAAAAGUAGAGCACAAGGUAAUCAUAGUAAUGAAAGAAUUGGGAAGAACAGAUAAUUUUGCUUCCAAACAUACUUAUUUGGAAAAUUAUUUUAUAGAGAACUAGGGGAAUAUGCUUUUCAUGGUCACUGUUGCCAUAUUUACUAAAGGUUGAUUCAUAAAUGUAACAUUAGCUUUAUAAAUUCUAUAGUAAUUCCAAAUCAAGUUAUUUUGCAUAUUUUUAUGCUGUCAUGCUUGAAUGUUUUAGAUAUAACUUUGAAAUGUUUAGAAUUAUGAUACAAUCUAUAUGUAUGUGCUCAAAUAUCGAGGCGGUUAUGUCAUUUUGUAAAGACUACAUUGAUAAGGUGGCUUUUCUUCAUACUAAUCCUCUGCUUUACCCAUCCUUCCUUCUACAAACAAAACAAAAGCCCAAAUAUUCACAAAAGGUAUUCCUGACUUAAAAAUUCUAAAGAAUUAAACUUGGAAAGGUAUGUUAUUGUAGUGCUGUGAAUUUACUUUUACAAUUGUCUGUAAUCAAUGUCAUUAAACUUAAAUGACCAUUUAAAUUGUACAAGUUUGAAUUGAAAAUAUGUAUAGAAAACAAUCUUAGCAAUUCACAAAAAUGCCCUAGAAAUAGAGAUUUUAAUCCUAAUUACAUAAUGACAAACCUUUUUAAAUGCUUCAACUUCCAGUGGCAAGUGCCACCGGAGAAAUUUGCACUCCUGUAUGUAAGUAUCAAAUCAUGUAAAAGGAAGUCUUGUGCAUUUCAAGUUUGCAAGGCACCUGUGUACUUAAAAUAUAGAUGGAGACCUACUGUACAGCAGCCUGGCCCCUUUAAUUGGGGUACAUUAAUCAUAUGGUAUUUAUCCAGUCACACAACCCCAAAAUGAGAUAUUGCUCUGAGGGGCCGUAGGUAGCUGCCAGGAAAUUAUUUUAAUUGCUGUCUUAAAGUUAACAAGUUAUAAUGAAAUAGUUCUAAAAAUUAUAAUGAAAUAGUUUACUUAAUGCUAAAUAAAGGCUUUAGAAUGUUUCCC